UGCUCUUCCCUUACUUUAUGAACUCUAAUUUCAGUUUUUCCUUCAUUUAACGGAUGAUUAUGGCCGUUAGAGUGGUUAACACUUGUUCCAUCGUUCGGUCCACUACUUCUCCUCCUGUCGCUGCGUUUCAAUGCCGAUUUUACCAUUUCCGGACCUUGCAGCUUCGCUGUCACUCCAAAUCAGGGUUCCGGUUCCCGAUAUUUUCGUCCGAGCAACAGUUUCUUAGCCAUGCCGGUUUUCGCAGCUGUUCCGUUCAUAGUCUUGUUGACAGUGUCAUGAAAGAGCUCAAAACCAUGCGUAAACGCAAAAGAGUUUCCGCCAAGGUGGGUUUGUCAGGUGGAGAGCUUCUUGUAAAGAAGCUUGAAAACCAGGUACUGCAGAAAGGGUUACUGCUGGAGUUCAAGAAAGAUUCUGACCGAAUAUUGCUGGCAGUUGCACAGAGACCUGAUGGGAAAAAGAACUGGAUGGUGUCUGAUCAGAAUGGUGUCUCGUGCUCCAUUAAACCACAACAAAUUACAUUUAUCGUCCCAGGUGUUGAAAACUUUGAUCAUUCGGAGAUUUCACAAUUUCUGCAGAAAGCUCAGGAUAACUUGGAUCCAGCACUUCUUGAGUUUGCUUGGGUUGAGCUUCUUGAAAAGAAUAAGUCAGUCACUGCUGAAGAACUAGCGGAGAUGACUUUUGGAAGUGCGGAGCCUCUUGAAAGCUAUUGUGCCCAUCUUCUGCUUUCAAAAGAUGAAAUCUAUUUCAGUGUGCUUGCAACUAAAGGUUCUCGCUCAAUUUAUGCACCUCGAUCUACUGCACAGGUAGAAGAACUUUUACGUAGGAAGCUUGCAAAGGAGGCUGCAGAGAAAGAACUUCAGGAGUUUGUGCAACAGCUUAUGUCUGCUAAGGCAAUGCCUGCUCAUGCUAAACCUCUCAAAUCUUCGUGGAAGGUUGAAGAGAAAGUCCAAUACAAAAUUGAGUCUCUUGAAGCAUAUGCUAUCGAUGCAUGCAAAGAUGAUGAUCAAAAGAAAACUGCCGGGAUUAUCCUUAAGGCAAUGGGACUAGCAAAAACAGCAUCCUCAGCAGUAAACCUCCUCAUAGAUAUUGGGUAUUUUCCUGUACAUGUCAAUCUGGAAGUUUUGAAGUUCAACAUUCACACUGAUCAUUCUGAAGAGAUUAUAUCAGCUGCUGAAAGUGUUCUGGUAGAUUCACCUGAUGAAGACGAGCUUAAUAGGAAAGAUCUUACUCAUCUAAAAGUUUAUGCCAUUGAUGUUGAUGAAGCCGAUGAGCUCGAUGAUGCUCUGAGUGCAACAAGGUUGCAGGAUGGCCGGAUUAAAGUGUAUAUACAUGUUGCUGAUCCAACUAGAUAUGUUCAGCCUGGGAGUAUGUUGGACAAGGAUGCAAUGAGAAGAGGAACUUCUGUUUUCUUGCCCACUGCCACUUAUCCCAUGUUUCCAGAUAAACUUGCCAUGCAGGGAAUGAGUUUGAAACAAGGAGAGGUUUGCAAUGCUGUGACAGUAUCUGUUGUUCUGCAUUCUGAUGGCGGCAUUGCAGAGUACUCCGUGGAAAACUCAAUCAUUAAACCAACCUACAUGCUGACCUAUGAAAGUGCAACUGAACUGCUCCAUCUAAAUCUAGAGGAGGAGAGGGAACUCAGGCUCCUAUCAGAGGCAGCAGCUCUCCGGUUACAAUGGCGUCGCAGACAGGGUGCAGUUGAUACUGUCACAUUAGAAACUCGUAUAAAGGUUUCCAAUCCUGAAGAUCCAGAACCAUUAAUUAAUCUAUAUGUCGAAGACCAGGCUCAUCCUGCAAUGCGACUUGUUUCUGAGAUGAUGAUUCUCUGUGGGGAAACUAUAGCCACUUAUGGUUCAUGCAAUAACAUUCCUUUACCCUACAGAGGACAGCCUCAAUCAAAUAUCGAUGUGUCGGCAUUUGCACAUCUUCCAGAAGGGCCUGUCCGGAGCUCUGCCAUUGUUAAAAUAAUGCGAGCUGCUGAAAUUGAUUUCAGGAAACCAAUACGACACGGAGUUCUGGGGCUUCCUGGUUAUGUUCAGUUCACAUCUCCUAUUCGUAGGUAUUUGGACCUACUUGCUCAUUAUCAGGUCAAAGCAUUUCUUAGAGGCGAAUCUCCUCCUCUCUCUUGUGGCCAACUUGAAGGGAUGGCAUCUAUAGUGAAUAUGCAUACUAGAGUGGCAAGGAGGCUCAGCAGCAGUAGUCUUCGGUAUUGGAUAAUAGAAUUUCUGAGAAGGCAACCAAAAGAUAAACGGUACAGUGCUUUGGUCCUUAGAUUUAUCAAAGAUCGGACUGCAGCCUUACUAUUGGUUGAGGUGGGAUUUCAAGCAUCUGCAUCGGUGUCUGUGGGAACACAAAUUGGGGAUGAGAUAGAAGUUCAGGUGGAAGAAGCCCAUCCACGAGAUGAUGUUGUUUAUCUGAAGGAGGCUAUUAGGUAGUGGAAAGAGAUUCUUGUGGAAUAGUUUGUUAUGGAGAAGGUUGAAAAUACUGCUUUUGAUGGUUUAUUCAUUGUCUUGUGACAACACAAUUUUGUUGAGCCAUGAAGUUUUCCGGAGUCCCAUUCAUUGAAACUAGUCAAAUGACAUCUGUGGGAAGAUGUAUCAAUGAGCAUCAAUUAUUCGUUAGAAGACUUACUUCCCAGGCUGUAUCUAUCUCAAGCUUACACUGUUUCAGAUUGCUCAAUGUCCAACCAUGCAAUGGAAAGCUUGCCGCGUCGUUUGUUUGCAAGUGUUAUGGAGAUUAUGUCAAUAUUUGGUUGAUAUGGGUUGGUACUGCAUCAUCUGAAACAGAAAGAUAUUAAUCGGCAGUCUUGUUUUUGAAUAUGAACCCUUAUCUUCAUAUUUUUCACACUAUGAUUUGGAAACUGAGAUAAAGGUUUUGGCCUUGAAGGCUAUUGGGCUGGUGGAGCAAAUUUUUUCUUCGUGAAAAAGAAGAUGGAUGAUUCUGUGGUUUGACGGAAGCAUCAUUCGCAUGGUAAAAUCUGAUGGCUUUAAACUAAAAGACAGUUUGAAUUGUCGAUUUGCAAUGUCUAUAAAUUUUACAGGAUGAUGAUGAUGGUAGUUGCCGACAAAAGCAUAUUGAGACAUGCAUUAAUACACAUCACGUAAAGGAAGAAAGAAAUGGAAAAUGGCAUUGGUGAUUUGUGAUAUUAUAAAGGUAUUAUGUCAACCCGUACCAUCAAUCAAUUUAUGGUAAAAAUUGAUGAAAGAUCAAAUAUUCAUAGAUGAGUAGAUGCAUUAGUUGGUUUUAUAAAUG
Pistacia vera is the source of this 3249-nucleotide messenger RNA. RefSeq names its product ribonuclease II, chloroplastic/mitochondrial. Gene Ontology annotation, biological process: mRNA catabolic process. Lineage: Eukaryota; Viridiplantae; Streptophyta; Magnoliopsida; Sapindales; Anacardiaceae. The record is from RefSeq and is a predicted model, not a curated record. The transcript has 17 exons. Gene Ontology annotation, cellular component: exosome (RNase complex); P-body. Bases 54 to 2432 code for a protein of 792 amino acids. Gene Ontology annotation, molecular function: 3'-5'-RNA exonuclease activity; RNA binding.